GAGAUGAACCCCGACCAUCCGAGCAUCGGCAUCGUCGUCAGAGACGCGCAAGGAUCAAGUCGGCGUUCGCCGUUCACACGACUCUCGAGCACACCCGAUCCAUGUGCCGAGAGCGGAGGACCGCCGCCGCCAUUUACCGGACUGAAACAAAAAUUUCAGUUCGACUCGACGCGCUGAAAGGGAAGCUUGUGUCGCUCCGCUCAACGCUCAUGAAUACGUAAACAAUGCCUUUUGGGACUCAAUCCGUUCGUGGGAUAAAUGAAAGCGGCGUCCUGUGGCCAAGCACGCACUAGAUUCGCAUGCGGAACGCGACACUGACAUUUGGAUUAUUAGUUUUGUUUCGCACGUUCUUUUCGUUUUUGAGGCGACGCACCUGCGACCUGUAAACAAAACACUCUGGUCUCGCGUGGUCGGGCCGAAACGCUGCGGCACCGUCUCCUCGCCAUCGGGUUUCUCGUUGUUUGUUUUUCAUCCAUUAUAUUUCCGUUGUGAUUUGUGAGCACGUGCUGGCCGACAACAUGGAGCGAAGAUUCCGCUGCGUGAAGUUGCUGUUGUUUGUGACUGUGCUUGUGGAGUUUAACUUCUUCAACAUUGUCGGCGCCGACUUCGAGAACAGUUGGACAAUGUAUAUGGAGCAGCCGUGCUGUUCGGGCAGCGGAAACCACCACGUUCGACAUCACAGAGAUCAUGUCAGAGAGUUUUCUUGUGGAAUGAUGUACUACAGAACCUUUUAUAUCGACACCAAGAGGGAUUCACUAUAUGUGGGAGCAAUGGAUCGCGUAUACAGACUGAACCUGAGCAACAUCAACCAAUCGAGCUGCGAGAGAGAUGCACUGAAUUUGGAGCCAUCAAAUGUAGGCGCUUGUGUUUCAAAAGGAAAGUCAGAGCAUUUUGACUGCAGGAAUCACAUACGGGUUAUUCAGUCAAUGGGAGAUGGAAGCCGACUUUACGUAUGUGGUACCAACGCUCACAAUCCAAAAGACUGGGUAGUAAAUGCGAAUUUGACUCAUCUCAGUAGAAACUCUUUCGUGCCUGGAAUCGGCAUGGGUAUUGCCAAAUGUCCCUACGACCCAGCCGACAACUCCACUGCAGUCUGGGUAGAAAAAGGUAAUCCGGGGGAUCUGCCCGGACUCUACUCUGGAACUAACGCCGAAUUCACGAAAGCCGACACAGUUAUAUUCAGGACCGACCUUUACAAUUUGACGACGGGACGUAAGGAGUUUACCUUCAAGAGGACUCUCAAAUAUGACUCCAAAUGGCUGGACAAGCCAAACUUCGUGGGAUCUUUUGACAUAGGCGACUACGUUUUGUUUUUCUUCAGAGAAACCGCUGUAGAAUAUAUAAAUUGUGGUAAAAGUGUAUAUUCCAGAGUAGCGCGUGUUUGCAAAAAGGAUACCGGAGGCAAAAACAUUUUGUCUCAAAAUUGGGCCACUUACUUAAAGGCACGGCUCAAUUGUUCCAUUCCCGGCGAAUUUCCGUUUUACUUCAACGAAAUACAGAGUAUAUACAAAGUGCCUGGGGACGAUACAAAAUUCUACGGAACUUUUACGACUUCAACCAACGGACUAAUGGGCUCCGCCAUUUGCUCAUUCUCCAUAUCCGACAUUCAAGCAGCUUUCAAUGGCAAGUUCAAAGAACAGGCAUCGUCUUCCUCGGCGUGGUUACCAGUUUUAUCAAGCAGGGUACCCGAACCUAGACCAGGAACUUGCGUCAAUGACACUGAAACUUUACCAGAUACCGUCCUCAACUUCAUUAGGUCUCAUCCACUUAUGGAUUCCGCCGUAAGUCACGAAAACGAAAAACCUGUCUUCUUCAAAAGAGACGUUUUCUUCACUCGUCUGGUCGUCGAUAAAAUUAGAGUCGAUAUUGGCGGAGGACUUUUAGAUUACAUUGUCUACUAUGCCGGAACCAAUGACGGAAGAGUACACAAGAUAGUCGAAUGGGGCAAAGAUAAUCCAGAUGGAUCAUCUUCAAUACUUCUGGACGUAUUUGAUGUUACACCAGGCGAACCUAUUCAAGUCAUGGAAAUCUCAAAAGAACAUAAAGCCCUGUAUGUUGCCUCAGACCACAGAGUCAAACAAGUCGACCUAGUUAUGUGCAAUAGAAGAUACGACAACUGUUUGAGAUGUGUACAUGAUCCUUACUGCGGAUGGGACAAAGAUUCUAACGUCUGUAAACCAUAUUCACCUGGGUUACUGCAAGAUGUGUCGAAUAGUACAAUCGACGUGUGCGACAGCAGUGUGGUAAAAAAGAAGAUGGUGGUGACGUGGGGACAAAGUUUGCACCUCGGUUGCUUCUUGAAGAUGCCAGCUGUCUUGGCAUCACAAACGAUAACCUGGUAUCACUAUUCAAAGGAAAAGGGACGUUACAAGAUCCAGUUCAGGCCAGACAAAUACAUCGAGACUUCAGAGCACGGAUUAGUGAUCAUUGCUGUCACUGAAGCUGACGAGGGUCGCUACGAUUGUUGGAUGGGUGCGUCGUUACUAUGUUCAUACAAUGUUACUGUGGAUGCUCAUCGUUGUUCACCACCAGCAAAGAGCAACGAUUACCAAAAGAUCUACUCGGACUGGUGUCACGAGUUCGAAAAGUAUAAAUCAGCAAUGAAAACAUGGGAGAAAAAGCAAGCUCAAUGUGCAUCAAGGCAAAACAACAGCAACCAAAACAGCCAUCCAAAUGAGAUAUAUAGGCCUUUAGUCUGAUAGCUCAUUGAGCGCGGUCCCCUUGCUCUUACGUAUCUAGGAAUUCCCUUACAUUGGACUCUUAUUUUGUUCAUGUAAAUAAUGUCGCGAGAGACUUACUAAUUUAGUACAUUCAUAUUUAAUAAUAAACGUAAUAAACUUUUCAACGAUCAAUCAGUGGAAGUGCCCUGUUAUUGUGAUGGAUUUUUGGAAAGUGGAACAGUGCUUACAUCGUGCUUUUCAUUAAACUCUUUUGAUGUGACUGAAAUUAUAUUUUUUCAUCGUUUUCAUAAGUAAUCGAUUUGUUUUGCAUUAAUUAUUUCAAUAUAUUUAGUGUAAAUGGUCCAUUUACACUUGAAUUAUAGGAUUUUCAAAGAGCAUUUUAAUAUUGUAGGUCUGUGAUAUACGUGUAUUGUAAUUAAGUAAAAGUUUUUAAUUUCAAAUUGGAGUGAAUGUAUGCAAAACAAUCAGCUUUAUGAUAAACUGAUAUCUCCGGACCAAAGUGAAUGGACUUUUUGAAAACGAUAUUAGUUUUUAAAAGAACAUACUGUAAAAUUUAGUGCGUAUUCAAAGCAAUACUUUUUCCGCUUGCAAAGUGUUGGUCCCUUGAAAUAAUAUAUAAUGUAAAUAUUUCCCAUUUCGCGUUUUCGUUGGAUACAUUUUUUCAAUAGAUAGAUCCAACAUCACGUCCCGUCUACAUUACAGAUCCUAUUGAAUUUUUAAAUAAUUGUACUUAAAGAAAUUUAAUGCAACCUUGCAACGAAUAGUACAUACCUGGAUUAUCUAUUAAAAAAUUGUGUAAUAUUAAGGACAAUCACAACAGAUGAUAUAUUUUGAUUUUAGUAAAAUAUAUUAUUUCAAUUGUAACAAUAAAUGUAUGUAUAAACAUCCAACACAGAUAUUGUUAAAAUAUUUCAAAAGUUCUCAUAGUAUUAUUUGUUCUAAAAAAUGUAAUCCUGUAUAUACCUAUGUAUAGUUAUUUAUAUUGUCCACUUAUGUAAUUUAUACUUAUUUGUAGAAAUUACACUAAGAGGUUUCCUAUAGCUAUGCUUUCUUUUUUAUAAUAUUAAUGUUAUUUGAAACCUUCAAGUUUCUUUGUUUUAUGAAUUUUGAUUUUAUUUGUCACAUUUUAUAUUUUUAACAAUACAAAAUACAUAUCUUAUAUAUUGCAAUAAAUAUGAAAACAUCGUCAUUUAUGUUCAGUAAGAAUUAUAUGAUUUUCUACUAUUACUUUAAAUCCAGAAUUGUAGAUAAGUAUUCUUGUUACGAAUUUAAAAUUGUAGAAACUUUCUUAAACCAGCUAAAAUAUUAUAUCAACUUCCAUGAAGUUAUGAAUGCUGAGUUUAAACUGAAAAAUUAAAGUAAAAAUUAAAUUCAAAAUAACAUUUUUUACCAAAACUUCGUUUUUUAUGUUUAAACUAGCCUAUUACUUACUAUUUUUAUUAUACCUAUUUUAUAUUUAAAUGUUAGUUUAAGUUUUAUAUAAUUAAUUUUCGUCUUAUUUCUCCAAAGUAUGAAAAUAAUUUUAAUUUCUCUAUUAAACUAGAUGGAGAACUAUUAUAUUCAUACUUUAGAGACCUUUACACCGAUUUUAUUUGUACUUAUUUGACGUUUCUCUUUUUGAAUUUUGAUUUUAUACAAUUUUUAUUGUAAAUAUAUUACCAAUAAAAAUUAGUUAUGCUAUAGCAAAUGACAUCCCAAAUGUAAAUUGUAAUGGACAUGUCGCUAUUGCCCUCUGAAAUAUUAUCAAUAAAGAUUAUAUAAUAAAAUUA
Molecule: messenger RNA, 4450 nt
Organism: Aethina tumida (small hive beetle)
Lineage: Eukaryota; Metazoa; Arthropoda; Insecta; Coleoptera; Nitidulidae
Product: semaphorin-2A
Exons: 11
Coding region: 519-2699 (726 amino acids)
Biological process (GO): semaphorin-plexin signaling pathway; neural crest cell migration; axon guidance
Molecular function (GO): semaphorin receptor binding; chemorepellent activity
Source: RefSeq, a predicted model, not a curated record